GUUAAUCGAAGAUCGAUUUUAUAGUGGCAAAUUUUCACAGCACGACAGGCACGCGCCUCGUUGGUCCAGAAAUAUUGUACGAUUAGAAGUGUGAUUUCAUUUAAUUCUAGUGGAAACUGUGCAAAUACUACUCUGAAUCACAGGAGACGUGAGAACGGCAGAGAGCAACGGACGUUUGUCCACUGCUUGAUGUGCAGUGAAGGAGUCAGCUGUUGUGUACCGGUGAAGGAUUAGCAGCAGCGAGGCUAAAUAGUGUGGCCUACUGUUGCUGUAGGCGGCUAACCACUGUUUUGGCAUUAUCUACGCAUCGUUCUCGUGUCGUAUCUGGUGUUGCCCUGGUGUUUGUUGUAGUGACAACUGUACAGUCAUGGAGCAGACGUCGGCAGUCGAGAGCCGGGCGAAGCAGAUCGAGAAAGAAUAUCUCUCCAGCCUAGCUGACCUGAAUGUCAACAGCAAACCGUUGAUAAACAUGUUGACCAUACUGGCCGAGGAAAACCUCGAGUAUGCCCAGAUCAUCGUGAACGCGGUGGAAAAGCACCUAACAAAGGUUGCACCUGAUGUAAAACUGCCAAUACUUUACCUAGUUGAUUCCAUCGUUAAGAAUGUGGGCAAGCAGUAUCAGACGCUCUUCAGUCAGGUCAUUGUAAAUAUGUUUUGUGGAGUGUUUCAAACGGUCAAUGAAAAGAUUCGUGAAAAAAUGUUCAGCUUGAGACAAACUUGGAACGAUGUAUUUCAACAAUCCAAGCUCUACACACUGGAUGUGAAAAUCAACUCGAUUGAUCCUGGGUGGCCAAUUACGGCGCAAUUAAAACCAAAGGCAUCGUCCAUUCACUUGAAUCCUAUGUUCCUGAAAGGAAAUCAGGAACCUACACUAGCAAUGCAACAAAAAUUAAGGGACAAACAGCGCGAGCUGCUCCAACUACAAGCCCGAAAGCUGGAACUAGAAUUACUCACGACGAAGAAGCGCAUUCUAGAACAGGAAAAACAAUUAAGCAUUCAAGCGGAAAGCGUUGCUAAAGAUCCGUCGGCAGAGUUGGUAAAACCUUUGGAAGGCGUAGGUGGCCCUGCGUCUCUGCUUCCUGCUUCGGGAGGAGUUGUUUCAACAACUGUUCCUCCACCGGGGGUUAUGCCGAAAAGUCGCAUUGCUCCUGUUCCACAAGGCAUGAUAAAUAUGGUGAAGACGCGCGAUCCGCGCCUGGCGAAACAACAAGCUACGACCCCGCUCGGUGGCACAACCUUAACAUCGGCUGGAAGCGUCAAUAAUCCCCACACAGCUCUGGGGCCGUUAUCGAUUCCACCGCCCACUUUUGUCAGUAGCAUGAUGGAUUCUUCAAAUCAUAGUAUUUCGGGAUCGAAACAAUCAUCGGUACUUGGUAAGGAUCAGCUCAGUGGGAGGAAUCGUCGAACCGAAAAUGUCCUGGGAGAUAGUGCAAGCACUGUCUCUCUGUUGGAGGAAGCAGGAGCUGGUGCCCGUAGCAAAAAACAAAUAUCAUCUUCUACCAGCAGCACCAGCUCGUCUUCGCACAAAUCACGCCGCGAUAACGAUGCGAAGCGCAGAAAGGAUCGAAAAGAACAGGCUUCGUCAUCAUCGUCUGGUAGCAGCAGAUCUUCAGCUAAAGGCAAGUCGUCUUCAACCAGUCGUUCCGGUGGUAGCGCUACAGAAAAACGGAAACAGUGCUCGCAUAGCACCAGCGAUGGUUCACCACAUGGCAGGAAAUCACCUCAUUCGCCUGGCAAAAAGAAACCUUCGGAAAAAUCCACAUCCUCGCACCACUCGCAUAACGACAGUCCAAAGGGAGCAGGAAAAUCGCGUACGGAAACCAAAAACUCUCCGGACACGUUUGCCUCUAGUAGCAAAUCAUCUCAUCAAGCACGAAACAAUAAUCUCGAUAGUAAGAAGCAUCAACACACCACGGACGAGUAUCCAUCAGUUGCUGGUUCGAACAGUGCCAGCUGCGAGAGCCAGAGCGUUGAUUUUCGUUUUGCUGGUACUCUAAAACGGAUCAAGAUUGAUGAGCCGGUUCCUGAAAUUCAUUCCGUUUCGGAGGAUACGGACGAUACGAUUAUGACGAUGAUGGGGCAAAAAGCGUCGGAAGUACAAAAUAAUAGUGCAACAGACGACGAAGAAGCUCUUUCGGCUAUGAUCGCCAAAGAUAUCGAUUUACGAGCAAUUCCUCUUCAGUUGAUUACGCCGAAACAUACGGCGGAACGUGAUUUAUCUCUAAAUGGGCCAAAGAAUGAUGCAUGUGGGUCUGGCUCAUCGAAGGAAUCUCCAUCGAAGCGAUCUGAGGAAAUGGAAGACGCAGAUGGUUCCUCCAGCGGAAAGAAGCGAACCAGUACUACCAAUUACGAGGAACCCAACGCUAAAAAGAGCAAAGCUGAAAUAAUAGAUGCAUUGUUUGGUAACGAAGACGUAGACCUCCGACAGUUGCCGAUUGGAGAUACAUUGCUGAUCUCAGGAGAUGAACAGGAACUGGAUUUCUCAAAGAUGGAAAACGUGGUUGAUCAGUCUAGAUCUCCACUUUCGGAGAAAACCAAUAGCAACCAUGCGGCAAAGCUUACAGAUAUGAACAAACACCAUGAAAAGGACAAGCUUGGCAGGCCUCUGUUGUACAAUAAAUUACCUGAUGAUCCUAUUGAACGCCGACGAUCGAUCAAUUCUCUUGCCAAACCAGAAGACAUAGAUCAUCGGUUUCAACAUCAAAAUAUGUUCAACCACGAUGCUACAGAGGAUGACGACAAUUCGAUGGAUAGCAUGAAUGCGAAUAUCAAAACCAUUAUCUCGCAAGCCCAGGAGCAGAUGGAAAAGGGUGAAAUCACGCUAGAUCAGUACAAUAUUCUGAUGAAGCAGGUGUUUCAGCUAAACGAGACUCAGAAGAUUCGACAAGCACAGCGCAUAGAGUCAGUAAAGCGCCAUGAUCAAACGAUUAUUCGAAUUGAUGAUAAUGCGUCGAUGAGCGGCGACGAUGAUGUGAUCGUAACGUCCGUCACGGUACCGACGCCUGGCGUAUCGGGCAUGCGUAUGAACGAGCAAAAAGAUGGCUCCAUCGGCAAUGUAAACGAUUUUCGUGGAAAAAUUCAUCCUAUCGACGGAAAACCACCGCUAGGCAAAGCAUUCGAAGUAGUACCAUUUGCUGGCAUUGGUAUUCCUCCGACAUCCAUCCCGCCUCCCGAUAUUCGGGCACAACGAGAUCCACGGCGAAUACGUGAAUCGAAAUGGAAUCGUGUAGAGCCUGUUCCUGGACCAGCCUGGGCUAAUCGUCCUGGUGGUGUUGGGCCGGUCGUCGGUGGACCGAUGGUAGUGCCUCCUAUGGUAGCUAGUGGGAUUCGGCCCGGCAUGGUCGUACCGAGCCCUUGGGAGCAGGCACCGUUCCAGUUGAUGACCGACGGCAUGCCCCGAUUUCCGACACCUCCGGGGCCUCUUCCACUUGGCGUACUCGGUGGCGUACCUCCAAACGGAAUGGCAAUGAUGAAUCCGGCGCUGCCUAAGAUGAAUGAUUGCGUUCGCACGAUAAACAUCGACGGUAUCCAAAGGGAGAUACGCUUUUACGAGGAAAUUGCCGUCAUCUUUAUUAACUGGGACGAACCAAAGGAGAUUGGAUUUCAGAAGGGUGCACGCAUGGUGGUUGUGGAUGAUAGGGAAACGUUUGAGCUAGGCUUCAAUGAACCAUACAAAUCGGUUAGCAUUGAGAAUAAAGUCUAUCAGAUGCGUUUGGGUGCCCCCACGAGGGAGCUUUAUAUCGAUGAUUCCUGGUAUGAAUGCUACUUCGGCGAUAAGCCUUCGACGAUUACGUUGGAUGGAAAGCCGCGGGUGUUUAAGAUCGCUGGUCCAGCACCCCAGGUGAAAAUCGGCGAGAGCCGCAAAGAUCUUGUAGCUGGGAAAAUUAACAUGAUUGUUGAUGCGAAAUACAUGAUACCGGUAUUUCUCGACUGCAAAAUGCAAAUGUUUGAGGUGUACGGCGUAAUGCAUCGCCUUCAGUUUGCGGAUUUUCUGUUAACGGUAUUAAUAGACGAGCAACCCUUCCCGGUUGAUUAUGGCGGUUUGCCGAUGCUGGUGCGGUCGCGAGAGCGGGAUUACUACAUCCGAUUCACAGCCCUACCCAACGGCUUGGUACCGGGUAGGGUGUACAUCCGCGACAUGAUACGCACACCACUGUACCGCGAUCUGCGCACCCCACCGAAGGAUCCCGGCGCUCUGUCACCACCGAUACCACUUAAUCCACCGUUCGCCCCUCCGACGGCAGCACUCCCCGCCUUAUCUGCUUCCGGGCCACCGGGAAUAGGUUUCGGAGCAAUGAAUAACAUUCCGCCCGCAAUUGGUCCGCCGCACCAUAAGAGUGUGACCGCAGCGAACUCGACCUCGACUGGGCUUGACUAUCUUGCAAACUUAAUGCCCUCGAUGGCGAUGCAAGCUGGUGCAACCGGCAAAAAUGCUCCUGGGUAUCGGAUAGAAGCGGACGAGAAAACAGCCGUCCCUGGAGGAGCGGGCAUUGGAGCAACGGCAGCAAGCACCACGCAACAACCAAAUACUUCAACGACCGGUUUACCAUUGCCACUGCUGACCAACAUAAACGUAGAGGAAUUAUAUAAAAAGAUUGUAGCGGCCGGCAUUAUCACGAAGAAGGCCACCAGUAGUUCGCCAACUCCUCCGCAAUCGGGUGAUGGUGGUGGAUCUUCUGUAGUAGAAAAGGACUCGAAAGACGCGGCCACUAAAUCCAAAGAAAAGGAUAAAUCACCCAUUCCAGAAAUAGAGCCAGUGCUGCUCGAUAAACCAGACACGCUCAAGAAACGCCAAACGGCUAUUGUGUACCAGCUCUUUUCUGGAAUGCAGUGCAGCAGUUGCGGUGUACGGUUCCCCCCGGAGCAGACCAUGAAGUACAGCCAACAUCUGGAUUGGCACUUCCGGCAGAAUCGACGCGACCGGGACUCGGCGCGGAAGGCACACUCACGCAAAUGGUACUACGAUGUGUCGGACUGGAUUCAGUACGAGGAGAUCGAAGACUUGGAAGAGCGCGAGAAGAAUUGGUUCGAAACUCAGCAGACUGAUCAGGGCGACCUGAAAAAGGGUGGUAGUGCUGGUGGGGGUGGAGGAUUGAGCAGCAGCGCUAUCGAUGGCGACGAAUUCAUGUCGCACGAUGACUCACCUCAGCCGAGCUGCCCGGCCGGAUCGGAUGAAAGUGACCGGCAAUGUCACAUGUGCCACGAUAUGUUCGAACACUUCUACAGCGAGGAAACGGAAGAGUGGCAUCUUAAGAAUGCGAUCCGAAUCGAAGGAAGCACGUACCAUCCGCUGUGUUACGAGGACUACAAGGCAUCGUUGACGAUGUCCGAGUCCACGCUGGGCAAUGGGACGCUUGGUGUGUCUUUAGAUGAGAGCCAGAAGACUGAUGAAAUGAUGGACACGAGUGAAGGAGUUGCGGACGGAGAAGGUAACGCGGCCAACGGUAAAUCGGACGAAGGGAAAUCGAGAACUAGCAAAACAGGUAACGAAAUGGAAGACGACGAUGACGACGAUGACGUGAUCGUGUUACCUACUGUGGAGCCCGUCGUGGAAGAAAUUCUCGACGAUGACGGCGAUGAACAGCCGAAUGGAGAGAACGAAGCCGAAGGCGGUGGUGCAGCUGAAGAUAGACUUGAAGAACCGGCGGUCGCGUCAGGAAAUGUUAAAUCACCUCGACAGCCAGAGUUCCAAGAACGCCAAAUAGAUGAGGAUCUCUUCAUACAGGAACCCAACAUUGAGGUGACAGAUUUGGAUGAGAUAGAGGACAAGCCGGUCGAUGAGUUGUCAGGUGAUGGCGGAGAAGCAAAUGACGGCCAAGGAGAAAGUGGUGUUAACUCUCUGUCAUCGUUACUGCGCGUUAAGAUAAAGCAGGAACCGAAGGAGGAAGACGAGGCAGACGAAGAAGAUGCUCUGUUCGAGGACGUUGGUACGAUCGAGUCCAGCUUGAUUGAAGUAGAUGAACCAUCUCCGAUAACCAACAACGCAGCAGAAGAGGAACUGUGCGACGAUGUUCAAGUUGAAAGCAUUCCAUCGCCAUCCGAAUCGUCCAACCAAAUGGGCCUGCUGGUACAACCGAAGGCAUCGCUUGACGGCAACGUGGAGCUGCAGGAUGCACCGCAGUCGGCCACGGUCGUGCCGAACAAAAUCAAAAUCAACAUCACAAAGACGAAAGCCCAGCAGCAGGCAACUAGCGGUCAUAAUCAUGGAUUGAUGUCGUCCAACGAUGGUGAAACUGCCGACGCUAACAACGGUGUAAAUGUAAAUAAUUUUAAUGACGAUAGCCAAGGAAUCGGUCAGGACAGUGGUGGCACGCAUCAGGACCACGGUGAUAACGCGCUCGAGCAGGAUGGUGUCGGCAGUUGGGAAGAGAGGCACGAAAAAAACGGUUCGGAACAGUCCAAUAAUAAAGAAACGUCGACGAUCAUGGCGACGGCUGCAGCGGAUGCUGCUGAGGUUACGUUCGAAGAAACAACUGAUGUUGCGUAUGAGCUAAAGGAGCGCCUAAAGGGCAUCGAUUGGAACAGACAGCCACGGGUAACCAGUGGUCUCGAAGCGUCCGGCCUCUGUUCGAUCAUGUAAAUAGCAAAAACUGUGACGCAUAUGUGGAAUCAUAUCUGUGGCCGCGUUCGCUAAUGUCACGAAUCAUUGAUUUCCAUCACAUCCAUCACAUGUGGCCACAAUAGGUGCGUUCUUCACAACAGGGUGGUAUUUUUUCACUAAUUCCUAAGCGAUUUUUGUUACUAUUUUGCAUUGGUGGCAGGCGUCAAAAGUAAUUGAUCCUGGAGUUAUUGGGAAUGACGAAACACCGCGCGGCAACCGGUACGCUUUGUGUGGCUUGUUGACUAAUAGGUUUAUUAGGAUUUUGUAAUUAGCAUUUAGUAUAAUUCGUUUACCGAAGGAAUAGUAUGAUUGUUUGUGGGUUUUGGGAUUGGCCGUACAAUGCCCAUAAUUGAGCAUCAGCACAUCAAGAGGAAUAUGUAACGCUAGUCAUGUACACAUUCGCAAAAGGUGGGAUAUAAAAUGCAACAUGAAAACGAUUAGAUGAAACACAAACCAGAGUGGAUUUUGGAGAGUAAUGGGACACACUUUUUUGGCACGGUAGUCCCAUCAGAUCACACAUGAUGAUCGUAAGUUAAUUUCCAUCUUUCUUCAGUUUACAUAUUUAGUACUUGUAUAACGUAAUUCAAAUGAACUCUGUUGCAUAGAUUGAAUUGUAUUUGCUAGUUUCGCACUAAUGGUUUCGAGAUACUGGGACCCGGCAGUACGGUGAAAAAAUGGCUAUUUUUUUUCUUUCACAGGAUUCUUAAUCACGAGUAGGAAUUAUAGAGUGCUUUUGUACGCAAGGGACUGCAACGAUCUACACGGGUUAGUUUCUCAUAGCGUUGGUGGGCUUGUUGGAAUGUGAAGAUUGUGCGAACGUCGUCGUUAUCCGACCGGAUAGAAUAUGAAAUCAAUAAAAACAAGUGAAUUGCAGUCACAAGAAGCAAAAAGGAAAA
Anopheles funestus (African malaria mosquito) is the source of this 7497-nucleotide messenger RNA. RefSeq lists its product as uncharacterized. The record is from RefSeq and is a predicted model, not a curated record. Bases 368 to 6580 code for a protein of 2070 amino acids. Gene Ontology annotation, cellular component: mRNA cleavage factor complex; cytoplasm. NCBI's taxonomy places the organism in Eukaryota, Metazoa, Arthropoda, Insecta, Diptera, Culicidae. Gene Ontology annotation, molecular function: phosphatidylinositol binding; RNA polymerase II complex binding; mRNA binding. Gene Ontology annotation, biological process: termination of RNA polymerase II transcription. The transcript has 13 exons.